AUGGAGGUGAACCAGACACGGGUCACCCAGUUCAUCCUGGUGGGCUUUCCUGGGAGCUUAAGCAUGCGAGCUGCCGUGUUCGUGGUGUUCCUUGUGUCCUAUAUUCUGACAGUGACUGAGAAUGUGAUCAUCAUCCUAUUGGUUCAGCAGAACCGGCCACUGCACAAGCCAAUGUACUUCUUCCUGGCCAACCUGUCUUUCUUGGAGACGUGGUACAUCUCCGUGACAGUGCCCAAGCUAUUGUUCAGCUUCUGGUCCAUGAACAACAGCAUCUCCUUCACUCACUGCAUGAUACAGCUUUACUUCUUCAUUGCACUCAUGUGCACAGAGUGCGUGCUCCUGGCCGCCAUGGCCUACGACCGCUACGUGGCCAUCUGCCGCCCACUCCACUACCCCACCAUCAUGAGCCAUGGGCUCUGUCUCCGCCUGGCACUGGGCUCCUGGGUCACUGGCUUUGGCAUCUCUUUGGCAAAGAUCUACUUCAUCUCCCGCCUCAGCUUCUGUGGGCCCAAUGUUAUCAAUCACUUCUUCUGUGACAUCUCUCCAGUCCUGAACCUCUCUUGCACAGACAUGUCCGUAGCUGAGCUGGUUGAUUUUAUCUUGGCCCUCGUCAUCUUCCUCUUCCCACUGUCAAUCACUGUUCUCUCUUAUGGAUGCAUUCUGGCCACUGUGUUACGCAUGCCCACUGGAAAGCAGAAAGCCUUCUCCACCUGUGCCUCUCACCUGGUGGUAGUGACCAUCUUCUACUCAGCCACCAUUUUCAUGUAUGCCCGACCCCGAGCCAUCCACGCCUUCAACAUGAACAAAAUCAUUUCCGUCUUCUAUGCCAUUGUCACCCCUGCCCUGAACCCUUUCAUUUAUUGCCUAAGGAAUAGAGAAGUCAAAGAAGCCCUGAAGAAACUUGCCCAUUGCCAGGCCAUCAGAUCUGACUAG
Jaculus jaculus (lesser Egyptian jerboa) is the source of this 933-nucleotide messenger RNA. Its product is annotated as olfactory receptor 6B1. The record is from RefSeq and is a predicted model, not a curated record. Gene Ontology annotation, molecular function: G protein-coupled receptor activity; olfactory receptor activity. Gene Ontology annotation, biological process: G protein-coupled receptor signaling pathway. Gene Ontology annotation, cellular component: membrane. NCBI's taxonomy places the organism in Eukaryota, Metazoa, Chordata, Mammalia, Rodentia, Dipodidae. The transcript has a single exon. The coding region runs from base 1 to 933 and encodes 310 amino acids.